CACGAUCGAAAAAAAACUACAUUCAUGAUGUGAUGAGGCGCGCGGCGAAUAGCCAAUGACGUCCAUGAAAAGAGACUCGUGCCAUAUCUGACCAAUUGCGGCGUAUAAGCAGACAUCACGGUAGGUUGACUUAGUUGCUGGUAAGCAACAUUGGUAUGGUUGCUGACAUUUUCCGCGUUUUUAGUCCUUUUAAGAACGAGCUGUGUCAUUUUUGUUGUUACGUUUAAUCCACCAAAAGCAUCGUAGGUUUUCAGAAAGUUUUAAAAGGCGAUGAAAAAGUCCAAGAGGAAGAAAUGUCACGCAGGAGGUGUCGCUGUGAACGGGUCUGUAACAAGAGGUAAAGUCAACCAAGAACCAGACUCUGGAAGGAAGCAGAAACUGGCAGAGAUCCAUCAAGCUUUGAAUAGUGAUCCAGUGGACAUUGAGAUGCUAAGGAGAGCAGCAGCCACUAAAGGAGGACUUCUCACCGAUGAACUAAGAAGAAAGGUGUGGCCCAAACUGUUGAACAUCAAUGUGUAUGAUCUACCACAUAAACCUGGUCGAGAUGUGAGAGAGAACCACAAGGACUAUAAUCAAGUAGUCUUAGAUGUCAGGAGAUCCAUGAAGAGGUUUCCUAAAGGUAUGCCAGCCGGCGAGAGAGCAGUGCUUCAGGAGCAGCUGAUUGACAUCAUACUGGAGGUUUUGAAAUGUAACCCUCAGCUCCACUACUACCAGGGUUAUCAUGACGUGGCCGUCACUCUCCUGCUGGUGGUUGGGGAACGGAUGGCCAUUGCCAUGUUGCACACACUGUCCAUUUAUCACCUCAGGGACUUCAUGGACCCUACGAUGGAUAGCACUAAACACAUUUUAAACUACUUGAUGCCUAUACUGGAGCGUGUAGAUGCUGAACUCUAUGACUUCAUGAUCAGAGCAGAGGUGGGAACCAUCUUUGCGCUGUCGUGGCUCAUCACAUGGUAUGGUCAUGUCCUGUCAGAGUUCAAACACACCCUGAGACUCUACGACUUCUUCCUGGCCUCACACCCCCUGAUGCCCAUCUACCUUGCUGCUACGAUUGUGUUGUAUCGAGAGAAGGAGGUGAAAGAGACAGAGUGUGAUAUGGCCAUGGUCCACCACGUUCUGUCUCGCAUCCCCCAGGACCUUCCUUAUGAACUUCUAAUUGGACAGUCCCAAGCCCUUUUUGACCAGUAUCCUCCUUCUUUACUAGCCAAAAAUGCCGCACUGCAGUCUCGCAAAAGUCUCUCCAUCAGCACAUUUCAGGCGUUUCAGCGCUCCACUAUCCACCAGAGGCCAGACUCUGUUCUCCAACGCCUUACCAAGGCUCAGGGUGCCAAAAACUCCAGACAUGCUUUUUGUCAUUCCCAACUGGAACCAUUUUUGCCGCGGGACCGAGGCCAGCUGUGGGGGAAGGGGAACAGAAUGGUGAAGAUGGCGGUGUGGGGACUGUCCGCUACACUUGGCGCCGCUGUGUUUGCUGUGGCUCAGACAGCUUUGGACUGGGGACCUGAGGUGUUGCUCCAACUGUUUUGAUGUGACUGAUAGACACACUGCUACUUAGUAUCAGCAGAUCCGUGUCUGCAUUGACAUUGUACAAGCGUGCACAUGCACAUAGAUUUGAGGCUCGUCUUCCCUGCUGAUAUGCAGCAGCAAACAAAAACUGGUGUUUAAAUAUUUGGUGCCAACAAGUUGUUGCUGCUCAACUGCAAUCAGCAUUUGUUUGUCGGCAUCAUGUGUGAGACUCACAAAUGAUCAUUUUGUUUAAAUUUUUUAAAUCAAGCUCUUGUCAUGUUCCUGUUUUCGCAUGUGUGUUGGCUUUUGGCUGACGAGUCACUUUCGGUCUGUCGCGCUCGCUUUUGCUGCACCUUGUUGAUGGUGUUUUUAGGGCACUUGUUGGAUCAGCAGCCACAUCUGAGAACCAAAAGUCUCUGCACGAUGACACGUGAAUACAAAUUAUUAAAGAGUGGCAUUUUCCACUGAAAGCUUCAUUUCUAAGCAGGAAGGGGAAAAAAGGUGGGGGACGGUAGGACAGAAAUUGGAGGAAGUGAUGAAGAGAGAGAUUUAGCCUGUGAGUCACUGCUGUUAAUUGCUUUACUUCAGGUGUCUGAGUUACAUUUAGAAUAUGACAGAAAAUGAGCUGUCAAACCUCUGCCCCCAAAUGUCACAACGCUGCAGUCAGUUAGUGUGUAACGGUGCAAAACGUGGGCUGCUGAUGUAUUUUGUAUGGGGGUAUUGAAAAUUACACGUUUAAAAAAGUUAUUUAUUUAUAUUGUGAAGCAGUUUUCUAUCUGCUGUGGCUGAAUGGUGCUGAAUUAACACAGGCAACACACCAGUACUUUUGCAUUCUUAAAAUAUUUAGCAGGUUUGCACCAGCAUUCACCCUGAACAACCGUCAACAGAGCUCCACUAUUUGUGCUGCGUUCUUCUCAUUAUCAUAUUUUUCUUCAGGUUUUUUUUAACCUAACUCUGCACUAUGUGGGUAUAAUUUGGCUUAUUUUUCUAGCACAUUAUGUGAUGGAGUAAAUUACAUUUAAUUUAUUUAUUUCUCCCUGAUUUACUACCUGCAUCACAUUAAGAUAUUAUUUCUAACUCAUCAUUGGCAUCAGGUUAAAAAUAGUGCAGGUUAUUUCACAUGAAGUAUCAAACAUUUUGGGUUAGACUUAUUAUUAUCAUUAUUAUUAUCAUUAUCAUUUUUAGCUUCUAGCUCUCGCUAAAAUAUAGCCAAAAAUCAUUUGAAGCCUCACACAGUCUUGUCACAUUCUGCAGACCUUCAUGCACGGUUUAACCUGUUGAAUUCAGUGUAAUCUGCUUUCUUGUCCACAAAAUUAAAUCCUCA
Molecule: messenger RNA, 2830 nt
Organism: Thalassophryne amazonica
Lineage: Eukaryota; Metazoa; Chordata; Actinopteri; Batrachoidiformes; Batrachoididae
Exons: 10
Coding region: 271-1527 (418 amino acids)
Biological process (GO): endoplasmic reticulum to Golgi vesicle-mediated transport; positive regulation of GTPase activity
Cellular component (GO): endoplasmic reticulum membrane
Molecular function (GO): GTPase activator activity
Source: RefSeq, a predicted model, not a curated record